Lytechinus variegatus (green sea urchin) is the source of this 660-nucleotide messenger RNA. RefSeq lists its product as uncharacterized. The record is from RefSeq and is a predicted model, not a curated record. NCBI's taxonomy places the organism in Eukaryota, Metazoa, Echinodermata, Echinoidea, Temnopleuroida, Toxopneustidae. The transcript has a single exon. The annotation marks the transcript as partial.
AGUAGUAGUAGUAGUAGUAGUAGUAGUAAUAGAAGUAGUAGUAGUAGUAGUAGUAGUAGUAGUAGUAGUAGUAGUAGUAGUAGUAGUAGUAGUAGUAGUAGUAGUAGUAGUAGUAGUAGUAAUAGAAGUAGUAGUAGUAGUAGUAGUGGUAGUAAUAGAAGUAGUAGUAGUAGUAGUAGUAGUAGUAGUAGUAGUAGUAGUAGUAGUAGUAGUAGUAGUAGUAGUUGUAGUAGUUGUAGUAGUAGUAGUAGUAGUAGUAGUAGUAGUAGUAGUAGUAGUAGUAGUAGUAGUAGUAGUAGUAGUAGUAGUUGUUGUAGUAGUAGUAGUAGUAGUAGUAGUAGUAGUAGUAGUAGUAGUAGUAGUAGUAGUAGUAGUAGUAAUAGAAGUAGUAGUAGUAGUAGUAGUAGUAGUAGUAGUAGUAGUAGUAGUAGUAGUAGUAGUAGUAGUAGUAGUAGUAGUAGUAGUAGUUGUAGUAGUUGUAGUAGUAGUAGUAGUAGUAGUAGUAGUAGUAGUAGUAGUAGUAGUAGUAGUAGUAGUAGUAGUAGUAGUAGUAGUUGUUGUAGUAGUAGUAGUAGUAGUAGUAGUAGUAGUAGUAGUAGUAGUAGUAGUAGUAGUAGUAGUAGUAGUAAUAGAAGUAGUAGUAGUAGUAGUAGUAGUAGU